AUGAACAGACUCUUCGGCGCCAAGAGCACGGCGCCCAAGCCUACCCUCAACAGUGCCAUCUCCAACGUCGACACACGAAUCGAGUCGAUUGACGUCAAACUCGCCAAGCUCAAUGCCGAGCUCUCUACAUAUCAGCAACGCCUUGGUCGCAUGCGAGACGGGCCCGGCAAGAACGCCAUCAAGCAGAAAGCCAUCAAGAUCUUACAGCAACGCAAGAUGUACGAGUCGCAGAAGGAUCAACUGCAGCAGCAGAGUUGGAACAUGGAGCAGGCAGGCAUGAUGACAGACAAUCUCAAGAACACCAUGGCCACGGUGGACGCCAUGAAGACGACGCAAAAAGAGCUGAAGAAGCAAUACGGAAAGAUCAACAUCGACAAGAUUGAGAAAAUGCAGGAUGAGAUGGCCGAUCUCAUGGACAUGGGGAACGAUAUCCAGGAGAGCAUCAGUCGUAGCUACGAUGUCCCCGAGGACGUGGAUGAGGCUGAACUGGAUGCGGAGCUAGAGGCGCUGGGUGAAGAGGUCGAUUUCGGGGCGGAAGCCCUUGGCGAGGGCGAGAUGCCUGGGUUUCUCACAGAAAGUGCUGGCCCGCCGCAAUUUAUCGACGAAGCCCCAGAGCUGGGAAAGGAGAAGCAGGCGGCGACCUGA
This is a messenger RNA of Ramularia collo-cygni, 645 nucleotides long. RefSeq names its product probable SNF7 family protein (Cta1). The record is from RefSeq and is a predicted model, not a curated record. Lineage: Eukaryota; Fungi; Ascomycota; Dothideomycetes; Mycosphaerellales; Mycosphaerellaceae. Bases 1 to 645 code for a protein of 214 amino acids. Gene Ontology annotation, biological process: late endosome to vacuole transport via multivesicular body sorting pathway; vesicle budding from membrane. Gene Ontology annotation, cellular component: multivesicular body. The transcript is spliced from 2 exons.